AUGUCUUUCGUCCACUUUGCCCUUUCCACCCGUAUUCAGUCCGCCGAGCGCUGGUCGUUCCUUGCCCCGCCUCCCAUGUCCCUGUCCGACUUUGACGAAGCGCUCCCCCCGAUGCCGACCAAGACCCCGACCCUCGACGCCGCCUCUGACCCCGAAUUCGCCACCACCUCGACCCAAUGCCUCCUUGUCCGUGGCCAACGCCAGGUGAAGCCCCGCAACCGCGACCGCCGCCCCGAAUACCGACCCCUCAUUGAUGGUGGCGCCAACUUCCAGUUCAAGCUUCUUCCGCUCCGGGAUGCGCAGAGGCGUCAUUCCAUUGUUUACCGUACGCUCUGA
Messenger RNA from Trametes versicolor FP-101664 SS1, 336 nucleotides. RefSeq lists its product as uncharacterized. Bases 1 to 336 code for a protein of 111 amino acids. The transcript has a single exon. NCBI's taxonomy places the organism in Eukaryota, Fungi, Basidiomycota, Agaricomycetes, Polyporales, Polyporaceae. The record is from RefSeq and is a predicted model, not a curated record.